This is a messenger RNA of Marchantia polymorpha subsp. ruderalis, 978 nucleotides long. The record is from the annotation of a GenBank genome assembly. Lineage: Eukaryota; Viridiplantae; Streptophyta; Marchantiopsida; Marchantiales; Marchantiaceae.
GGAGGAGGCAGGAGCAGGAGGGCCCGCACAGCGCUGUAAGCAGGCAUGCCUGCCUGCCUGGUUCGACAUCGAGAGACUGAUUAUCUGUACAGCGAAAUCGGAGAGGAUGGCCCGCAGCGCACUCGCUCUCACUACCUCCCUCACACUCUGUCUCUCUCUGUCUCCCUCUCGAUGUGCAGCAGUGAUUUUGUGAGGGCCGAUUUUGUCUCAUGCCUCAGAAGUAUACAACCCCAUCUGCUUAUCCUCUAGCAGUCAGCGAGCGAGCGAGCGAGCGCGUGCGUGCGUGCGUGCGUGCGUCGGUGCUCGAGAGAAGCGGUUCGUGCACUCGGUUCAGGUAGCACGAACGAGUGUGGCAGCCCGAUCGAAUUCCCACGCUCGGGAUCCGAAAUGCCUACCCACCACCGCCCCGCGACGGGUUCGCACUCCGCACUUCGACGAUCGAGCUGAGGCGCCGAUGCAUGGACAAAUUCGCACGGACAAUGAGGGCUGGAUCAGCUGACAGCAGCGGCAGCGGCGCUAUGUGAGAGCUCUGAGCCGAAUCGAUCGAACCGAAGCUCGAACUGCUAUCAAGGACAGGCUUUCUAUUUGUCUGUAUUUGACCAUUAGUCGAUUGUGCCCGGUGAUCCUCUUUGUUCUCCCGCCCAUAGAACCAGCUACUGUUCAACAUCUUGCUCGCAAAUUCAUGGUGAAAACAUGACGAUGGAAAUGAAGACGUGAGCAUCAACCAAUUUCUCGAUGACCUGUGUUGUUGGAGCUUGCCCGGCAAGGUACCGAUUUGCAGCAAAUUCUCUGACAUUUUUGCUCUUUUAUCCCCUGUUCUCCUCAAGAAUUAUGGGCUACGGACGUUGUGAUAUUAUCAUUACAGAUCUGUACUCAUCUAGUAGUGAAGUUGUUGAAAAUAGGAUCCAGUACGAAGAAUGCUCUCCCGGAGAGCUUGUAUAGUAAAUUUUAGUUGACACAAGCAAUCCAAUGAAAACG